CCUUAACCUCUUCCCCUCAGCAUCUUCAUCUCGUCUCCAUGACAACCCCUCCACUAGUGCCUCCUUUCGGGGGUCAGCCGCCCCCACAACAGCAACAGGCUCAGGCAGCUCGAGACGUCAACACCGCCUCGCUUUGUCGGAUCGGACAGGAGACCGUCCAAGACAUCGUCCUGAGGACCAUGGAGAUAUUUCAGCUGCUGAGAAAUAUGCAGCUGCCCAACGGGGUCACCUACCACCCCAACACUCACCAGGACCGGCUGGGAAAGCUGCAGGAGCAUUUACGAAUGCUCUCCGUGCUCUUUCGCAAGCUCCGCCUCGUUUACGACAAGUGCAACGAGAACUGUGCGGGACUGGAGCUCGUACCGCCAGAGCAGCUGAUACCUUUCGUGGAGGACGAAGGCUCCAAACGCGAGGAGCGCUCAGGGGGGCAGAGCCGGCCGGCCAGCGAGGAGCGGAGGGAAAUCCUGGAAGUCAGCAAGAAACUGAAGCAGAAGAACCAGCAGCUGAAGCAGAUCAUGGAUCAGCUCCGAAACCUCAUCUGGGAGAUCAACUCCAUGCUGGCAGUCCGCAGCUGAGCCGCCCUGAAGCCCCGCCCCCAAACACACAAGGUUUCAGUCGCCGCGCGCCGGCCGGGGCCGCACUUUACCCGAGUUAGCGAAUGUUCGGCCGCUUCGCCACGAGCAAAUGUUACAAAUGAAGACGAGAGGAGCUCGCCGCGGCGAGGAGGAAGCUGCUACCUCCAUGUUCUACAUUUCAAUCAACGAUUCUGAAGAUUGAUAAAUAUAUAUAUAUUAUUAAGGCUUAAUCUAGCUGCAGGUACGAUCUUAAUGUAGAGAAACAUCAUUAUUUUAUUAAAACAUCAAGUUCUGCUUCUGAAUCUUCUAUCAUCCUGCGCUCUGAUUGGCUAAAACUUGACGCUUCCUUUACCAGUUCUGCCUAUAUUUUCUCAUAAUUAAAAACCACAACAAAACUG
Molecule: messenger RNA, 973 nt
Organism: Oryzias melastigma (Indian medaka)
Lineage: Eukaryota; Metazoa; Chordata; Actinopteri; Beloniformes; Adrianichthyidae
Gene: med30
Product: mediator complex subunit 30
Exons: 4
Coding region: 39-575 (178 amino acids)
Biological process (GO): positive regulation of DNA-templated transcription
Cellular component (GO): mediator complex
Molecular function (GO): transcription coregulator activity
Source: RefSeq, a predicted model, not a curated record